Molecule: messenger RNA, 1998 nt
Organism: Neoarthrinium moseri
Lineage: Eukaryota; Fungi; Ascomycota; Sordariomycetes; Amphisphaeriales; Apiosporaceae
Exons: 4
Coding region: 1-1998 (665 amino acids)
Biological process (GO): dephosphorylation
Molecular function (GO): alkaline phosphatase activity
Source: RefSeq, a predicted model, not a curated record
AUGUUGGGCAAACUCAACUCACUCGCCCUAUUGGCGGCUUCGUUGUCCGUUGUCUCCGCUCAGUACUACCAGCGCUUGGGAACCUGCCCGAAGCUUGGCUGCGUUCUGCCUCCCGACCAGCAGGACUUCCUUCCGGGCCAGUAUUUCGAUCUCCGACUCGAGGUCCAUGCGCCCGUCAAUGGCUCAGAAGCAUUCAACAGUGGUGUCCCCGAUGAGAAGUUCACCGUGACCAUUGCCAAGGAGGGUGGUGAGGCCAAAAGCGUCGCUGAGUUCUUCAGCCUUGACGAGCCUGAGAUCGAGAAGUGGACCUUCCACUGGUAUGAGGACUUGUACGCAGAGGAUGCCAAAACCCCCUCCUUCGUCAAUGUGGCGUCCAAGAUCUACCGGCGCAUUGCUCUCUACGAGCCUGGUAACUACCAGGUCAAACUUACCUACUAUAACGGCGAAACCACCACUGCCGACUGGGUUGUACGCCCAUUGGCCACAGCGAAGAAGGCCAAGAACGUCAUUCUGUUCAUCGGUGACGGCAUGACCACCAACAUGAUCACUGCAGCUCGCCUUUUGGGACACAAGAGCAUCAAUGGCAAAUACCAGUCUGUGCUGCAGCUGGAUGACUUCCCAGUUGUCGGCCACCAAAUGACCCACUCGGUCGACAGCUUCAUCACUGACAGUGCCAACUCUGCCUCCGCUCUUUACUCUGGCCACAAGUCAACUGUCAAUGCCAUGGGUGUCUAUGCCGACUCUUCCCCUGACCUAUUCGACGACCCCAAGGUGGAGACUAUUGUUGAGCUACUCAAGCGAGUUUGGGGGUCCGCUUGGGGUGCGGUCUCAACUGCCCUGCUGGCAGAUGCUACGCCGAUUGCCUUGACUGCGCACACCCGAUCCCGAUAUGCCUACGGUCCUCUCAUUGAUCAGGCUCUUAACUCGCUCACGAACUACACCUGGACCAACCACGGUGGUCCGGACGUGUACUUCGGAGGCGGCGCUGAUCAGUUCCUCCCAGGCUCCGGCUCUUACCAGGGCGAGGAUUACUACAAGGCUUUCGCUGACGCUGACUACGACAUCAGCCUGAACAAGACCAGUCUUGCAGCUCUUUCCAACAGCUCCAAGGCCCUUGGCGUUUUCUGCAAAUCCAACAUGCCUGUCUGGCUCGACCGCAACGUCUUCACCAACAACCUGAAUUCGUUCACCAACGACCCCAGCGGUGUCAAGGGGCCGGCCAAGGACUUGCCUGGCCUCAAAGAUAUGACUAUCAAGGCCAUUGACAUUCUCAACGAACGUGGUGGUGACAAGGGUUUCUUCCUCAUGUCCGAGGCAGCCUCCAUCGACAAACAGAUGCACGCCCUUGACUACGACCGUGCACUGGGUGACUUGCUUGAGCUGGACGAUACCGUACGUGCUACCGUCAACCACCUGAAGGCCAUUGGCGAACUUGAGAGCACCCUGAUCCUCGUCACCUCUGACCACGGCCAUGGUUUCGAUGUCUUCGGUGGUGUCGACACCAAGUACCUGGCUGAGCAGAAGACGGACCGUGAGAAGCGCCGUGCCGUGGGUGUGUACCAGAACUCUGGUCUGUCUCAAUACACCGUCGAGAAGCCUGGCAUCAGUUACGGCACGGGACCCAACUUCCCCGUCAACUGGGACCCGCGUUACGCCAUUGCGGCCGGCCUUGGCGCCAACCCUGACCACCGCGAGAACUACCGCGUCAACAAUGCGACGUCCCGCAACCCAGCAUCUACCCUCGCGGGCCUGUCCUCAAAUGACUACUACGUCAACCCCAAGGACAACCCCGACGGAUUCGUCGUCAACGGUACCCUGCCGACAAGCGAGAGCCAGGGCGUCCACUCGCUGACCGACGUGGCUGUCUUUGCUAUGGGACCGUGCCAGGAGACUUUCGGUGGUGUCUACAGUAACAUCGAUGUCUUCUACAAGAUGGCGAACUGCCUUGGUCUUGCGCGCCCUGAUGCUAAUGAGGGUGGCAAGGGAUGCGCAAAAUAG